Molecule: messenger RNA, 668 nt
Organism: Anthonomus grandis grandis
Lineage: Eukaryota; Metazoa; Arthropoda; Insecta; Coleoptera; Curculionidae
Exons: 4
Coding region: 81-551 (156 amino acids)
Source: RefSeq, a predicted model, not a curated record
AUAUUGUAGCUUUAGUGUAUAACAAAAAGUUUACGUUGUGUGAUUAUUUAUUAUAUUUGUGGCGUAGUGAAAUAAAAACAAUGGCGGAAAAAUGUUUUGUAAAAAAGUGUGUUUUCUGGUUUAUAUUAGUUCCAUGUGUAUCUUCAGAAAAGUUUUCACAAAGUUUUAUUGAUUGUGGUUCAUAUAAUAUACACGUGGACGACGUUUCCAUCCAGGGAUGUGACCAAGCUACAUGCUAUCUCUACAGAGGACAUAGUUACAAUUUCAUUAUUACACCAUUUUUUAUCGAUCCUUAUAAAGACAGCGUGGAAGUAGAUGUGAAGAUUCUUAUAAGAGGAGCCUUAUUUAAUAUAAAUUCUAAAUUGGAGGAGCCCUGUGGACUGCCAUGCCCAAUUGCCAAUAGAGUUGUUGAGCCUGAAAUACCAAUUACAAUUGAUAUUGGAACUAACCUAUUAAGAGGUUCAGCACCACUAAUCAUAAAUGCGACCUAUAAAAAUGGACCCAUUGGAGCCAGUCACUUUUGCAUCUCUAUUCCUGUGUAUAUUUGGUGACGCACUAAUUUAUUAUUAUUACUUAAGUAAAUACAUUUUUUAAGGGAACUUUGUUUCAAAGAGGGUUUAAUAUUGGAUAAAUAAAACACUUCUUGGAGUAAUAUUAGAUUUAUCAAA